CAUGUGCAUACUGUGCACCCCUAACUUUUCAAGGUAGCAGAGGAAAACAGUAGCACAUUAAACUUGGAUAAAUACAUUUCAGGAACUUAAAAGUAAAACUAAUAUUCCUGAUCUUCCUGUUAAAAUGAAUUUCCUGUCAACCAUUGUGACAUUUGAGAACCUCCAUGAGGUUCGGAGAUUAUGCCACUGGGGUCCAAUCAUAGCUUUAUCUGUUAUUGCUAUAUGCUCAACCAUGGCAAUUAUAGACUCCAUUAUCUGGUAUUGGCCGCUAGAUACUACAGGAGGCAGCAUUAACUUCAUCAUGCUCAUCAACUGGACAGUACUCAUUCUUUACAACUACUUCAAUGCCAUGUUUGUUGGACCUGGAUGCAUUCCUUUUGGCUGGAAACCAGAGACUCAACAGGAUUUACAAUACUUACAAUACUGCAGAGUGUGCCAAGGGUAUAAAGCUCCCAGAUCUCACCACUGUCGAAAGUGUAACAGGUGUGUAAUGAAGAUGGACCACCACUGCCCUUGGAUCAACAAUUGCUGCGGCCACCUAAACCAUGCCUACUUCACCAGCUUCCUGCUGCUGGCUCCACUAGGAUGCUCCCACGCUGCCAUUAUCUUCAUCAUGACCAUGUAUACUCAGCUGUAUGAAAGGAUAUCAUUUGGCUGGAGUACUGUAAAGAUCGACAUGAGUGCUGUUCGUCAGUUCCAGCCCCUCAUGCCCUUCAGUGUGCCUGCUUUUGCUGCCACACUAUUUGCCUUAGGUUUGGCACUGGGCACAACAAUUGCUGUUGGUAUGCUUUUCUUCAUACAGAUGAAAGUCAUCCUCCGAAAUAAGACGUCAAUUGAGUCCUGGAUUGAGGAAAAGGCCAAAGACAGAAUACAGCACUACCAAACAGGGGAGGAGUUCAUCUUUCCAUAUGACCUUGGCAGCCGCUGGCUGAACUUUAAGCAAGUCUUUACGUGGUCAGGGACACCCAAAGUGGACGGCAUUGUGUGGCCGGUUCAUCCCAAGUGUCACCAGCACACCUUAACAAUAGAGCAGCUGAAGCAGAAAGCUGAUAAACGAGUGAGAAGUCAGGUCCAGUACCAGGUAGUGGAGGAUUACAAUGGAGCCUGCUGCCCCCUUAACAAGGGCAUCCAAACGUUUUUCAGGACUCCCUGCACUGAGGAGCCCAGGAUCGCCCUCAUUAAAGGGGACAUCAUCCUGGCCACACGUGGCACUAAAUGGUGGAUGUAUGGAGACAAAGUUUUAAACGAGGAGAGACUGAAAGCUGGGGAGCGCAUACGAGGAUGGUUUCCAAGGAGAUGUGUUGAGAAGUGCCAUUAUGACAUGGCUACCAGUGAUAGCACCAGUGAUAAGAAAGUAAAUUAACAUGU
Molecule: messenger RNA, 1368 nt
Organism: Nematolebias whitei (Rio pearlfish)
Lineage: Eukaryota; Metazoa; Chordata; Actinopteri; Cyprinodontiformes; Rivulidae
Gene: zdhhc6
Product: zinc finger DHHC-type palmitoyltransferase 6
Exons: 10
Coding region: 125-1363 (412 amino acids)
Biological process (GO): protein palmitoylation
Cellular component (GO): Golgi apparatus
Molecular function (GO): palmitoyltransferase activity; protein binding
Source: RefSeq, a predicted model, not a curated record